AUGCAUAAAAAUUAUUUACCAGAAAUUCAUUAAUCACAUUCAACUCAUCAUUUAGAAUCAAAAUACAAACAGAAAAUUUAAUCUUCUAACUCAUCUAUUGAAUGGGAUCAAUUAAUUAACACAUCUAUACAAAACUCUGUUAAAAUUCAAGUUUUACCAAAAGCUUCAAACGCACUUAAUUUAUCAAAAUUAGUGCCUUCUUCUGAUGUGUCAUAUCUAAAAUCAACUAAGCGGAAUUUUGCCAAGCUUGGAACCAGCAUUUAUAAGGAUCCUGAACUCUAAUAAACUAAAUAUGAUAAGAACAUGUAAUCAUUUUAUAGUACUCUGUAUCGGAAAUCUUCUUCCAGAUUACCCUUCAACACAAAUUUGGAAAAAGAGCCUUUCUCAGGUCGCUUAUUAGAUUUCACUGAAAUUUUAUCAGAUAACAAAAAAGCAACAGGACUUUAGAGAUACUUCUCCGAAAUUUUAAAACUCGAAAUGCAACAAAGCCAUUCAGAAAAAGAAAUGGUUCCUCCAAAUAGACAACAGGCCAUAGACUUAAAGGAAUGGCUUUUUAUGAUGAUCACAUUUACCAAGCAAGAGUCCCCCAAUAUAAAUACAAGAGAAUUAGCUGAGAGAAUACAAUUGAUCUAUGCCUCUUGUUUAAGAGAAUUGAUUAAGUAAGUUAGUAUUGAGUGUACUGAAAGAGGAGAAUUGCUAUAAGUAGUUUGGGAUUUUUAUGUCGAAUUGAUCGGCUAAAUAAUUAAAUGCUACUCAGAAUAAUCCAAGGAAUCAGAGAAGUCAUAUCUUGAAUAGAUGUAAAGAAUUUAGGCAUUCCACGAUACUCAAAUGGAAACCUAAAAGGUUAAGUAUUAGGAAUACUAGGAUCAAAUCUAAAAAAUAAGAAAUGAGUCUUCUGAUUCAGUAGAUGAACUCAAUUUGACAAAGGCCAAAAUGUUGUUAUUAACAGCCGAUAUGAGACAAUUAUUGUAAACUAAUGAAGCCCAAAAAAAGGAAAUAGAUUCUCUCCUUUUAUAAAUAAUGUUACUGAGAACUUAAGAUUAAAGCGAUAAAAAAUAAGAAAAUUAAACAAUCAAUGUUAAUCUAUCCCAAGGGUAGAGUAUUGUAUCACAUCUAUUAAACUUUAAAGAAACUAACACUGAAUAUAAAUUCAAAAAGAGUAGAGUCAAGAAUACUAAUUUUGAAAAGUUUGAGUAACUAAGACAGUAAGAAUUAUAGUUGAAAUCUGAAUUAAUAGAUUAAUAAAUCUUAGAACCAGAUAUUGAAUAUAAUGAUUAGGAAGUACAAGCAGACAUAGAGUAUCAAUAGGAAGAAAUUUAAACAGACUUGGAUAUGAUGGCUUUGGAGGUCCAGGAAUAGAAAUUAUAAGAACAAGAAGUGUAAAUUCAAAAUUUAGAAUAAUAAAAGGAAUAACUUAAUUAAGAGAUAGAAAAUCAUGAAAAUUCCUCAUAAAGAGAAAAUUAAUAGUCAGACUAAAAAUAGAAUUUGCUAGAAGCUCAAAUACAAUAAGCCUUACAACUUAUAUAAGAUUCAUCAAUAGAUUCAAAGCAAUUGAUUUGUGAAAUUCUUAAUCAAUCUAUCUCUCAAAGUUAAUAGUUAUCGUAACGAAUUGCUACUUUAGAAAGAGAAGACACCAGAUACAAAAUAGAAUUAUUGGAAAAGGAAGAUUUCAAUCAAGAAUUAGAAUCUAAAUUAAGUUAAGCAGUUGCUGAUUUUAUUGAUAUCAUAAAAAAAAAAAAGAAGCAAAUUAAUACAUUAUUAAAAUAGAAAUCCACAUUACUGGAUACAUUGAAUUAGGUAUCAUCCUCAUAUAAUAUACAAAUAAAUUUACCUGAAUUUAAUGAUGAAAUGGAUAUGUCGUAACAGAAAGAUUAAGAAGAAUCACAAGAAAAUUUCCAGGAAUUUGAGCAAUCUCAGAAUUUAGAUUAAGAUAAUGAUGAUAUCAAAAUAGAUGAAUAAGAUGAAUUGGAAUAUUAAUUUACAGAUAGAACCAAAAUUUAAGAAAAUGAAUAAGAAAAUAAAAUAUAAUAGAAUAAUAAUCAAAUUAGAAAUAAUGAAGAUUUUGAAACAGGAAGUUAAUAAUAAUUUAAUUAAUACCAAAAUAAUUUGGAUCAAUCUCUUCGUUAAAAUACUUAGACUAGUCAAUAGAAUGAUGAGCUAUAAGCAGUAGAUUAAAUCAAAAUUAAUUAAAAUAAUGAUAAAACCACCAAUAAAAACUAAAAAAAUUAAUUAUCAAAUCCACAAAAUAAUGAUAAGAAUAAAAAGUAGAAAAAUGUUCCUCCACUUAUAUCGAAAAAUUAAUUAAACAAAACAGAAAUAGAUAAAAAAUCAUAGAUAAAUGAAUAAAAUUAAAAUUCUGUUGAUAAGAAAAACAUCGAAAAAAAUAAUUACUAAAAUUCGUCUUCACAAAUGAAAUAAAAUGAAAAACCUGAAAAGUCAUUUUCUUAACAUACUAAACAAGACACCUAGUAAUAAUCAUAAUCAAACUCAAAGUAAAAUUAACAAAAGAAAUAAGUUUCCUCCCAGGAAAAAUAGCAUUAUUCAAAUUCAAAUAUUUAAAAAUAAGAAAAAGAAAGAACAAAUGAGAAAAAUUCAAGUAACGAUCUAAAUUAAGGAGAAUAAUAACUUUAAGUUUAGAAUAAAGAAUAAAAAGAUUAAAAUUAUUCAAUCAAUUAAAAUCCCUAAUUCUCUAAAAAAAGAAAUUCAAAAGUACAUAAUUAAGAAAAAAGCAUAACUAUGACUCAAAAUGAUGAAUCUCUUUCUGAAGACUUAGACCUUGAAUCAUCUUAAAUUAUUUAGAAUAAUCCACAAGGGGAAAGGAUAAAAUAAGUAGUAAAUCAAUAUAAGGAUUAAAAACCUAAAAUAAAGAAUAAGUAUAAUCUGAUUGUCCUUGAACCUAAAAAUCAAAAGAGAUUUCGUAGAAUCUACAGUUAAAACACAGAUGUUGCUAAUAACUUACUGAAUGACUUAAAAUCAAGAAAGAAAUAGAAUAAAAAAAUCUAAUUUUCAAUUCUGUAAUUAUAAAAAUUAGUAUUAUAAAUACUAAGUGACAUAUGCAAAUAAGCAGAGGGGUAUAAAAUUCCUUUUCAUGUUUGCAUUUAUGAUUAUUUUAAGAAUAAAUAUGGAUUUAAACAAGUAGCUGAGAAGAAAAUUAAAUAGGUCUAUUAAUUUAUUUAUUACGAAAAAGACAGUCAUAUUAAAGUAAAACUACUUGCCUAAUUUUGUUAUUUGAUUGGGGAAAUGGAUGAAAUAGGUUAAAAACUAUUGACUGAAAGUUAUCAAUUCUUUUCAUAAAAAAAUGACUUAAAUUAUGGAAAAGUAGAAUUACUAUUAAAUUAUGAAUAAGUAAGUGAAUUUUUAAGUGAAAAAUCAUAAAGAUGGCUAUCUUAAUAACAAAUCUAAUAGAUGUUACAUUAAUAUCGAAAUUAAUAAUAAAAUAAUUAAAGAUACUAUAUCAAUCAUGAUAGUUUGUUAUUAAAAAUAUUGGAAUGCUAUUAUAGUAACAAAAAAGAUUAAUAAACAACGUUAGAGUCUUUAUUCAAUGCCGCAGAUUUAGAUGGAAACAAAUUAAUUGAGUUUUCAGAAUUUAAAACACUUCAUAGGGCCCUUCAUUAAGAUAAAUUAUCAAAAACUUAAUUGCUCUAAAUUUUUACAAAUAACGCAGAUUUUUAAGAUGAAAAUGGAGACAAAAUGCUGACCUUACCAAGAUUUACUGAAAUGUCAAUCGAACUAGGAAUAUUUUAGAAAGAACAUGUCUUAAAGUAUAGUGAAGGUAGCGAAGAAUUAAAAAAUAAAUGGGAAAAGGAAAAAUCUAAUAUAAAAUAUAGAUUUUUAAGAGCUAAAAAGUUUUAAAAGGUUCGUCAUACAUUCUAAGAGUUAGAAAAUCAAAUUAAAAAUUAAGAGAAAGAUAAGUAAACAACAUUAUGGGUGAGUUUUAAAUUGUUAAAUGAAGAAUCACAAAGAGUGUUAUAAAAUUAUGAGACAAAUCAAUGUUUAUUCGAGUUAUUACCUGAGUUAUAGUUAAUAAUGUAUUAAAACAAAGUGAUUGAACAAUUAGAAUGA
Paramecium tetraurelia is the source of this 4062-nucleotide messenger RNA. RefSeq lists its product as uncharacterized. Gene Ontology annotation, molecular function: calcium ion binding. The transcript is spliced from 7 exons. The record is from RefSeq and is a predicted model, not a curated record. Lineage: Eukaryota; Ciliophora; Oligohymenophorea; Peniculida; Parameciidae.